AUGACUACAACGUCGUCUAACACAGCAAACAGUAUGCUUAGGGAAGACAGAAACUUUACAUUAGGGCAACACGGACCCAGCACCAAAGCAGUUCUUAAAUUAGAAGGUAAUCAACUAGAAAAGUUGUCCAAGCCGAAAUAUACGAGAAGCGCUAGAGCUGAGGCCAGAAUUAUCACCAAGAAAAAUGCCACCGCUAUACUAGAGUGCUGGUCCCUUUGCCCCUUUAGAUGGAAGAAGAACAGGUUUAAAUGUGCUUACUGUGAAGAUAAUUUCACUGAAUGCUCUGAACUUAGAGACCACGUUAGAAUAUGUUCGACACAAUAUACAGUCAAAGACAUUUACGGCAAAUUCAAGGAAAUGCCCUUGAUUAAUGUAGAUAUUACGGAAGCAAUAUGCUCUUAUUGCUCAAUGCCAGUUACAGAAGUGGCUGAAAUGAGAAAGCACGCCAUCGAACACGGUUUUGACAUAGACUUAAACCAUCCAGAUGGCGUUCUACCUUUCUCUUUAGACAAGCAAUCGUGGAGGUGUGUCAUUUGUGCGGAAAAAUUCAAUAAUUUUCUAAAACUCUAUGAACACAUGAAUGUUCACUACCAACAUUAUAUUUGUGCCAUAUGUGGCAAAGGAUAUAUGACGGCAACUAGAUUAAGGAAGCACUCGGAAGUCCAUAUAUCUGGAUCUUUUCCUUGUAAUGAAUGUGGCAGGAUCUUCAUCAUGCGAGCAUCGAGAGACUCUCACAAAGCCACUGUGCAUGCUAAAGAACCCCGAUAUGAAUGCCCGCAUUGUAAUAUGCGUUUUGAUGGCUAUUACGAUAGAAUGAAGCAUAUGAAGAAUGCACAUAGCGAGCAAGAAGUCUCUUACAAAUGUUCACAUUGCGAUUUGUCGUUCAAGACUAGCGGAAAGCGAGCGAUACACGUCCGAUCAGUACAUUUUCCACCGAAAUUGGAUUUUAGUUGUAACUUUUGUGAAUGGCAGUUCAAAACUAAUUAUGAAUUGAAGAGACACAUGGUGCGUCAUACAGGAGAAAAGAACUUCCACUGCUCAAUAUGCGGCAAAUCCUUUCCAAGAAGUAGGGCGUUGACUACCCACUUGAAGACUCACCAGGAUGUGAAUUGCAAAUGGAAAGGGUCUGUUUAUAAACAAAGGGUCCACAGGGUGCCUCAGUUGAGGAGUCAUCCGGAUUUGACUGAAUUAGUCCCGAGUGACGAUAUUAAGAUGAUAAUGAAGUUAAAGGAGAAUGUUAGUGCACGUCAGCUGCGCAGGCGCCGAAGAGCUAACAACGAGCUCCCUGAAGAAUCAGAGAAAAGAAUUUCUAAGACUAUGAUGCGGAGAAAUGCUCUGAUCCUUCUGGAAUUUUCAACCGCUUGGGCUUUCAGAUGGUUCCAUAGCGCGUUUUAUUGUGCCUACUGUGAUGUUAAAUUCGUCGAUGUACCGCUUUUAAGAUCACAUGUUAAGACUCACCACCUGCACGAAAUACCGACUAAGAGAAUUUUCUCGAAGUUAACAGAAAAUAAUAUGGUUAAAGUAGAUAUUGCGGAAUUAGGUUGUAGAUUAUGUAGCAGACUUUUAAACGGUAUUGAUUCCUUGAAGGACCACUUGCUCAUACAUGGUAAAACCUUAAACGUCAAUUACAGUGACGGUGUACUACCGUUCAAAUUGGAUGAUGAAGGAUAUACUUGCCAAAUUUGCUUUGAUCAGUUCAUUAGUUUCUCCAAAAUGAACGAACACAUGAACACGCAUUACCAAAAUUACGUUUGUGACUCUUGUGGUAAAGCUUUCGUUUCAAAACCACGAUUCAGGAAACACAUCCAAUCUCACGAAAAAGGAAAUUUUCCUUGUGGGGAUUGCGAUGAGAUUCUAGAGACUAGAGCCGCUAGAAUGUGUCAUAGAAUGAGGGUACAUAGAAAAGGCGUGCGUUAUGCAUGUCCGAGGUGUCCGGAUGUCUUCACAACGUACCACAGUAGAGCCAGACAUUUAGUAGAAAGACAUGGGCUACAAAAAAAGGAAUAUUACUGUAAUGCUUGUGAUAAAUCUUUUGAAACCAGCUCGAAACGCGCCAGCCAUGUACGUUUAACACACGCUAAUGCUGAGAAACGACAUUACUGGGCCAGCAAGGACGAUAUGAAAACAAAACCUCCAACUACAGUAGUUUGGAAGAAAAAACGAAGAAUCGUUGAAGAUAAAAAGAAUGCGGCUCUCAUUAUAACCCAUUCAAAUGCAGUUGUAUUUAGAUUUCAAAGAGGCAAAUUCAUGUGUGCUUAUUGCCCAGAAAUAUUUACCACAAUAAUAGAGCUAAGAAUGCAUUCAAAGAUUCAUGAGAACGAUAAAAUGCAGAUCUUUGAGGAAAAACCUUCUGUUAGGAACCACUUCCCUCUUAGAAUUGAUAUAACCGACUUAGCGUGUAGUAUAUGCGGACAAACUACUUUAAAAUUUGACGACUUUAAAAAGCAUUUAUUGGAAAAACACUUCAAAAGUAUGAAUCCCGAAUAUUCUGAUGGAGUUAUACCUUAUAAUUUAACUGGUAAAGAGUACAGAUGUGUCCAUUGCGACUUACUUUGCGAGAGUUUUAUGAUAAUAUUUGCUCAUAUGAACGACCAUUAUCAACAUCAUGUAUGUCCUACAUGCGGCAAAGGUUUUUCUAACCACCACAAACUUAGAGGCCACCUAAGAAUUCAUGAGUCCGGGCAAUUUCAUUGUCCAAAAUGCGAAUCCAUUUUCUUAACGCGUGCUGCCAAAAAUAGCCAUGUCUCUAUCGCGCACGGAAGGAAAGACCGAAAUAGAUGUCCAAUUUGUAAUGAACGAUUUGAUUCGUACUAUGCUAGAGUGAGACACCUAGACAGAGUUCACGGUCAAAAAGUGGAAUAUAAGUGUAACUUGUGUCCUGCCGUAUUUGGUUGUGCAAAUUUAAGGUAUACUCAUAUACAGAGAGUGCAUUUGAAAAAGAGAAGGACCGUCGAACCCAAAGUAAAAUGGCGGCCGAAGCGCAAGUUUAACGAUCAGAGAGAUAACGCAGCAAUCAUACUUGAGUAUUCCAACGCUUGUCCGUUUCGAUGGAAGAGGGGAGCGUUCACUUGCGCCUACUGUCCCCUCUCCUUUGGAGAUUUCAGUGGUAUCCGAGACCACGUUAUCGAUCAUCCCAAUAGAGUUGAAGCAAUGCGACUUGCUCGUACAUUCGCUAAUCUUAAAGUUGAAAUCACGAACCUACAAUGCGUACUAUGCCUUAAACCUAUGGACAACUUAGAUGCUCUUAUCGACCAUUUAAUAUCUAUCCACAAUAAAUCUAUAAAUAAAGAUCUAGGAUUAGGCACUACUCCUUUUCUAUUAUCCGGCAAGGAAUACAAUUGUACUCUUUGUGAUGAAAGUUUCGAACUCUUCACAAAACUCAAUACCCAUUUGAAUAAACAUUAUCCUAAUAGUAUAUGUUUCUUGUGUGGCAAAGCGUUUUCUACUGUUCAUAGAUUGAAAGCUCAUCUUGUUAUUCACGAAUCAGGCGAGACAGAACAAUAUAAAUGCACUAGAUGUACGGAAAUGUUCGCCACUAAAGCGUUAAGGAAUAGCCACGUCGUUUCUGCUCACGGCAAAGAGUACAGAUAUAGAUGCCCCUAUUGUAACGAUUGUUUUAAAAACUAUGGAGAUAGGGGCAAGCAUUUGAAAGAAUCUCACGGAAAGAACAUCGAGUAUCCAUGUAACUUGUGCUCAGCAGUUUUCGCUAUGUGCAAUCAAAGGACUAAACAUAUUCAGCAAGUUCAUAUUCGCCAUAAAACUUUCUCUUGUGAUAUUUGCCCUUACAAGUUUGUUACUGCAGCGCAGUUGAGAAAUCAUUUAGUUAAACACGGAAGAAAAACUGUAACGGAGAGACCAAAAGAAACUUUGAUAAAGCAGGAAGUGGAAUCUGAUACGGAAAAUAACAGGGAUUUGAUGACAUCCGCGAGAGCCGGCUACGAGAGACGGGCUAUCUUCAGAAAUAAUAUUGCUAUCAUCAUGGAAUCAUGUACGGCGUAUCCUUUCAAGUACAGGAAAGGAACGUACUUGUGCUUCUUUUGUAAAAGUACAUUUCUCGAGCCUGAGAAGUUAAGAGAGCACAAUCAUAUACAUCAUUCAGAAGUUAAACAACUCCUCAAACCGAGAAAGUACGAACCACUAAAAAUGGACUUCGCAACAACCAUUUGUAAAAUGUGUGAUAUUGAAAUUGAAGAUUACGCGAUGUUAAAGAUCCAUCUCACGGUGGAACAUUCCAAAAUUAUAGACUGCACCUAUGGAGACAGUGUUUUGCCUUACAAAUUAAGUAAAGAAGAACACAACUGUCAGAUAUGUGGAAAGACGUACGAAAUGUUUCUAAGUUUGCACAAACAUAUGAACGAUCAUUACGAGCAUUUCAUAUGUGAGAAAUGCGGGAAACGUUUCGCUACGUCACAAAGAAUGAUAAACCACGCUAGGACACAUGAACGGGGGGAUUUUCCAUGCAAGAGAUGUUCAGAUACCUUCCCUUCAUACGCCUCUCUGUACGCCCACAACGCUAAAGUCCACCGAUCGAACAAAAGAUACAAAUGUCCUAUAUGCGAUGAGAAAUUUGCUUCCUACAAACAUAGACUUAAACAUUUAAAUACAAUUCACGGAGAAAAGACUGCGGUCUUUCCCUGUCCGUCGUGUCCUAAAGUUUUUGAUCUGUGCAGCCGAAGAACAGCCCAUAUACGGUUUCAACAUCUGCAAGAAAGGAACCAUAUUUGUUCUAUCUGUGGGAUGAAAUUCUUUACGAAUUACGAGCUGCAGGAACAUUCUAUAAAGCAUGGUGACGAUCCCUCACCUGACAAGAAUAUUGCUAAAGAAAAUAAAGGUGAAACAUCGGCCCAGUUUGCAGAAAGAACGAAAAAUUUUACAGACGACGAUAUUAAAGCUAGGAAACGCCACGCGAUUUUACUUUUAGAAUCUUCUAACAUCUGCCCAUUUAGGUGGAUGAAAAAUCUAUACAUUUGCUUUUACUGUGACCAGCAAUUCUCAGAUCCUAUAAAGCUCAGGCGCCAUAACUUAGAACAUUCCUUACUGAAAAGCUAUCAAAUAAAACACGCGAUGUCAAAAUUGAGGAAAUACGAAUUAGUGAAGAUAGACGUAACUGAUGUCAGCUGUAAGCUGUGUGAAGAUCAAAUUCUUGAUUUCAAUUCUUUAAAGUGGCAUUUACUGGAAAAGCACAAUAAGCAGUUAGACCCUAAAUCUGCCGAUGGAGUGUUGCCAUUCAAAGUAACUACAGACGAUUUCCAAUGCGUGUUGUGUAUAGAAAAAUACUCGGAAUUUAAAUUGUUAAAUCAACAUAUGAAUGUACAUUUUCAAAACUUUAUAUGCGAGCAAUGCGGUACUGGGUUUGUUACGCCCGAACGGUUAAGAACUCACGCAUUCUCACACGAGACGGGCUCGUUUCCUUGUGAUAGCUGCGAUAAAGUGUUUCGUUCUACUAACGCGAAGAAUGAACAUUUUGCAACAGUGCACAUGAAAGUAAAACGCCAUAGAUGCCCUCAAUGUCCCGAAACGUUUAGAAACUAUUUUCAAAGAAAUAAACACAUUUCUUCCGUCCACGGUGUAAAGUUAAAAGAAUUUAAAUGCACCAUGUGCCCGAAAGUGUUCACAUUGAGUGGAAAACUCGGUGUACAUGUCAGGACAGUGCACCUGAAAAUGAAGAGGCAUGCCUGCGAAGUCUGCGAGUGGAAGUUUUAUUCAAAGUCCGAGUUGAAGGAGCACAUGAUAAGACACAGUGGGGAAAGAAAGUUUCAAUGCAGCGUUUGCAAGAAAGCGUAUGCGAGGAAGCAUACAUUGAGAGAGCAUAUGAGGAUACAUGAAAAUGAUAGACGUUUCAUAUGUGCUACUUGCGGCACUUCGUUUGUACAGAAAUGUAGCCUAAAACAUCAUACUAAGAUCCACCAUUCCAACUCAGGGCAAAGAUCCGUCUCGCCCAUACGUGACUCCAAGCGAAGAAUCGUGCCGUUAUUCCAAGUGUCUUACGACAGAAGCCUGUGUAAACCAUUGGGCACCUUAGUGAACUUCAGUGCACUCAAAAAGACUAUGACUAGACGUCAUACUCCAUCACGAAGUCCUUCACCUGUAAAUAUAUCAAGAUCACCAUCCCCGUUCAUUGAGAGACCAGAAUUAGUUGAAAUUAUCCAUCAAAAAGCUAAAAAAAAUCCGGAUAUAAGACAGAACGCUCUAGCUGUGUUCGAAUAUUCUACGGUAUAUCCGUUUGUGUAUGGGAAUAAUAAAUUCAAAUGUUUUGUUUGCUCGCAACCCUUUUUAGACCUACACUUGCUCAAGGAACAUAUGCGUGAAACACAUAAUUUUGCUCCGCUUAAAAGAUUAGUUAAUAACAGAAGGGAAAACGUUUUAAAAGUGGAUGUCAGUGAUAUUACCUGUAAAAUAUGUUCGGCAAAACCAUCCGACUUGGUCCAGUUAAAACACCAUCUCAAAGAAGUUCACGACAAACCAAUAAACUUAGAUCUUCAAGACAAUUUAAUACCAUUCAAAUUGGAAUUAGACAAUGGAUCUUAUAGGUGUGUCAUUUGCCAGGAAAUUUUUAUCAAAGUAAGAAUAUUGGUCAUCCAUAUGAGUAUACACUUUAAUAAUUAUAGUUGCGAAGUUUGCGGUUCUGCAUUUAUGACAUUGCGGCUUUUGAAAAAGCAUUUAGAAGUCCAUGAAGCCGGCAACUACCCGUGUGACCGUUGUAACAAAGUUUUCAGCACUCCUUACAAAAGGACGUUGCAUAUCCGAGGCGUGCAUCUUAAGCAGUUCCCAAGAAGAUGUCCGAUAUGUCCAGAAAGGUUCAACUCAAAUUACAAAAGGACAAUUCAUUUGCAAGAUGUCCACAACCAAUCUACGAGAGUGCACAAGUGUGAGACUUGUGGGCGUGGUUUUAACUUGAAAUACCAUUUGAUCUGUCAUACCAGGUCUGUUCAUUUACAGGAGAGAAAUCAACAGUGCGAGGUUUGUCAGCAAAGGUUUUGUAAUAAGGAAUCUUUGAAGCGUCAUAUGGUAAUACAUACUGGUGAAAAGAAUCAUAAGUGUGAAGUCUGCGGGAUGGCAUUUUUGAGGAGGAAAAACUUGAAGGAUCAUUUGCGUUUGCAUGAUAUAGAUUAA
This is a messenger RNA of Arctia plantaginis, 7113 nucleotides long. NCBI's taxonomy places the organism in Eukaryota, Metazoa, Arthropoda, Insecta, Lepidoptera, Erebidae. The record is from the annotation of a GenBank genome assembly.